Messenger RNA from Impatiens glandulifera, 1322 nucleotides. Its product is annotated as probable N-acetyltransferase HLS1. Lineage: Eukaryota; Viridiplantae; Streptophyta; Magnoliopsida; Ericales; Balsaminaceae. The transcript has 2 exons. Bases 1 to 1272 code for a protein of 423 amino acids. Gene Ontology annotation, molecular function: acyltransferase activity, transferring groups other than amino-acyl groups. The record is from RefSeq and is a predicted model, not a curated record.
AUGAAGAACAUUAUGACUUGCAUGCAUAUUGUUCUUCUCUCUCUGUCUAGAAGAUUCGUACUAAUGUUGGAGAAGAUUAACGUAAGAAGCUACAAUGGGCAGAGAGACAAAACAGGGGUGGAAGAACUUGAAAAAAGAUGUCAAGUAGGAUCAGAAGGGAAAAUGUGUUUCUUCAUGGACACUUUAGGCGAUCCCAUUUGCAGAAUCCGCAACACCCCUUUCCACAACAUGCUCGUUGCCGAAGUGGAUAACGAGAUAGUCGGGAUUAUACAGGGCACGAUCAAGCUAGUCACCCUUUGCGAUUGCUUAGCCACAGUUGGUUACGUCCUAGGGCUGAGAGUGGUGCCUCUUUCCCGCCGGGGAGGUAUUGCCACGACCUUGGUUCGCCAUAUGGAACAAUGGUUUACUGAUAACCAAGUUCAUUACGCCUACAUGGCGACCGAUAAACACAACAAACCCUCUCUUAACCUCUUCAUAGACCGUCUAGGUUACACUAUAUUCAAAUCUCCAUUAAUCCUCGUCCAGCCUGUCAACCCGGCCGCUCCCGUAGCAUCCGCCGGAAGAAGAUCAGGGGUUGAAAUAUCGAUGUUAAAGCCGGAGAAAGCAGAGUUUCUCUACCGAAAAUAUAUGGGGACGACUGAUUUUUUCCCACACGACAUAGACAGAGUACUAAAUCACAAGCUGAGUUUGGGCACGUGGGUUUCUUACCGGAGGAGGAGAGGUCACGUGCCGUUUUCAGGCGAGUUUAGAGAUGAAUCCGACAUGCCUGAGAGUUGGGCUAUGCUGAGUGUAUGGAAUGGUGGGGAUGUGUAUAAGUUGAGAGCAGAGGGAGUGACGUUUCCUUGCUUUGUAUACUCUAGAAGUUCGAGGUUGAUGAAUUGGGCAUUUCCUUGUUUAAAUGUUCAAGAAAUGCCCGAUUUCUCAGACAAUUUUGGGUUCUAUUUUGUUUAUGGGUUGUAUGUUAGAGGUCGGGGGUCGGGGAAGCUGGUGCGAGCCCUGUUUAGAUUUGUAAGUAAUGUGGCUAGGGAAAAAGGUGAUUGUAAGGCUAUAGUGACGGAAGUUGAACGAAUGGAGGGAUUUAGAUUCCAUGUACCUCAUUGGAAGCUGCUUUCUGGGUCGGAGGACUUGUGGUGCAUAAAGUCAUUGAAGAUGGCUGGAGAAGAUGAAGAUGAUGAUGAAGAAGAAGAAGGAACGAGGAUUAGAUCAUUGCAACAAUUGACAACAAGUGUACGGUCGAAAAGAGGUCUUUUUGUAGAUCCAAGAGAGGUGUGAAAAACAUGGCAUGUUAUUUCACUUAUUUCAAGUCUAAUUAACUAAUGUAA